Messenger RNA from Saccoglossus kowalevskii, 1482 nucleotides. RefSeq names its product sperm-associated antigen 16 protein-like. The record is from RefSeq and is a predicted model, not a curated record. Gene Ontology annotation, molecular function: protein binding. Lineage: Eukaryota; Metazoa; Hemichordata; Enteropneusta; Harrimaniidae. Gene Ontology annotation, biological process: axoneme assembly. Gene Ontology annotation, cellular component: axonemal central apparatus.
GAUUGUGAGUUCCCAACAGAUACCAGAGUGAAUCCACAGUUAUUGUUGGUGAAAGGACCAUCAGGACAUCUGACAAGAACUGGUGGUUUUAGACUGAGUAAUACAAUUCAGGCACACACAUUGGCUGUCAGCAAUAUUGCACUCCAUCCACGUAAACAGAUCUUAGCAACAGUCAGUGAUGAUCACAUCUGGAAGAUGUGGGCUGUACCAAAUGGUGAUAUCAUUAUGACUGGUGAAGGACACACUGACUGGGUGUCAGACUGUGAUUUCCAUCCUAGUGGUGCACAGUUAGCAACUGCUAGUGGUGACAGAACAGUUAAGAUAUGGGAUUUCUCCAAAGCUGAGUGUGUCCAAACUUUUACUGAUCACACCCAUGCAGUAUGGGGCUGUUCAUUUCAUCAAUGUGGUGAUUUCAUAGCUUCAUGUUCUAUGGAUAAUACAUCUAAAGUAUGGGAUCUUAACAGUUUGCGGUGUCGUUACACUCUACGUGGCCAUGCUGAUUCAGUUAAUAGUAUAAUGUUUUUACCAUAUUCCAAUACAUUGUUGACAUGCUCUGCUGACAAGACUAUCUCAUUAUGGGAUGCCAGAACUGGUUUAUGUGCUCAAACAUUUUAUGGACACAUCCACUCAGUGAAUCAUUCCACUUUCAACCUGCGUGGGGAUACCGUGGCAUCAUGUGACUCCUAUGGUAAUGUGAAAUUAUGGGACAUCCGUACUGUUGCACCCAUGGCUAACAUUGACAUGGGACCACAUCCAACAAAUCGAGUGGCAUUUGAUCCAGCUGGUUCGGUUCUAUCAAUUGCAAGUAACGAUGGUAGCAUUAAGAUGUAUGAAGUAGCAUCUGGGCAGAUUACCAGUUUAAUUGGACAUGAAGAUGCCACUCAGACUGUGGUGUUCGAUAAGACCGGUGAAUUCUUGGUGUCUGGUGGCUCUGACUGCACUGUCCGAAUCUGGUCCUAAAAGAAAUUUGAAUUGAUCCACUACACCAAAAAAUGGUCAUGUCAAUUUUGUAUUUAUAUAAAUUUUUGUAGCUAAACUUUUAUGUCUCAAUUCUGUAAUCAAGUAAGUCAAGUUGCCGGUUAUAUCAAAAUACAUGGUUUAAAAACACUUUGCAGCAAUCUUAAAUUUAAUUGUUGCCAAGUAAUACGGGUGUCUGCUCAACUAUGGGCAUUUGUGCCACAUAAAAAGGUGUAUUUCCUUAUAGGAGGGCACACCUGUCUAUAUUAGAGUUGUAAUACUGUUUGUUGCAUUGAUUUGUUACAUGCUUCACUGAACACAUAUCUUCCAAUUAGAAUGCAUUUGAGACAGACAAUAAAAGUUAUGCAUCUUCACAAAAUUCUACAACAUAGUAUAUUUCUGUGUGAUUUCAAUUUAUAAAUUGUAUGCAAUGUUUUCUAUGUAUAUUGAUUACUACAUAUUUAGGUUUAAUAUUUGUAAAUAUUGUAUUAUUUGCUGUUAUAAAUAUCCUUUAAAUUAACAUGU